CACGUCAUCUUUCGGAACUUCCUUGUACAAGCGACUGGCAUCUGGUAACCAUGACAACAUCAUCUACUCCCCGCUCAGUGUGUACAUGGCAUUGACCAUGACCCUGCUAGGCGCAGGAGGAGACACGGAGAAGGAACUGGCAAACGACACUGGCCGUGCAGCCUGGACAGAACGUUCACAGUGACCUCAACCCUCAUGACCUCCAUGACCACCAAUGACCCGGCUUCUAACCUCACUCUGCGCAUGGCCAAUGCCCUGUACUAUGAUGCGGCUAAUGUCAUGAUCUCAGACAGUUACUCGGCCAACAUGAAGCAGUACUACGGGGCGGGACUGAAGCCCUUCCAGAGACCCAACCCAGAGCAGGCCAUCAACACGUGGGUGGAGGAGGUGACAGAACACGCCAUCACCAACUUAUUGCAACCUGGUGCCAUCACACCUGAUACCGUACUCAUUCUUCUAAACGCUGUGUUCUUCCAGGCAACAUGGAGUUCUCAAUUUGACCCCAUCCACACCUGGAAUGCCGACUUCACCACAAUUUCAGCUGCCAUCAAGCAGGUGCCUUUGAUGUACCAGCAGGAGGAUUUCUCAGUGAAGAGCUUUUCAGAACUGGACGCCCGCGUUCUGGAACUGCCUUACAAGGGAGGCGACUACAGCUUUUUCAUCCUAUUGCCCAACACCAGAAACGGUUUGGAGAAUCUGGAGAGUAAGCUGACUGGACAGAUACUGGAAAGUGCGCUAACAUCAAUGCCACCGGCACAACUCUACAAAGUGUACCUGCCCAAAGUUCACUCUGCGCAUGAAUAAAGAACUGAACCAGCCGUUGGAGUCACUGGGUCUUAAUAUCGUAUUUGACCCCGCAAGGGCCAACUUCUCUGGCAUGGUGCGUGAUGCAGCUGGACCGACAUUGUCUGUCAACGAGAUCAUUCACGAAGCAAUGAUCGAGGUGGCGGAAAUCGGAACUAAAGCGGCUGCU
This is a messenger RNA of Pomacea canaliculata, 973 nucleotides long. Its product is annotated as ovalbumin-like. Bases 196 to 804 code for a protein of 202 amino acids. Lineage: Eukaryota; Metazoa; Mollusca; Gastropoda; Architaenioglossa; Ampullariidae. Gene Ontology annotation, molecular function: serine-type endopeptidase inhibitor activity. The transcript has 6 exons. The record is from RefSeq and is a predicted model, not a curated record.